AUGACAGUAACUACAAGUCACUACUCACUAUUAGCAGUUCUCUGUGUUGUUUUGAUUGUCUUGUACUUUGCAAAGAGAUCAUUGGACAUCAUAAACAACCCUCCCAAAUCAAAGAAGAAGGGUUAUGGUGCCUCAGAAGAUGAGCCAGUGCCUCUACCUACUCCUCUAAACAUUACUCCCGAAGAAGUUAAGACAAGAGAUGACAGACCAUGGAGACCAUUCAGAUGGCCUUACCAUCAGACUAUGUCAAUCUUCAAGCUUGAUGUCAACCACUGGCUUGACAUGGAUAAAUACUACUAUGAUUAUAUCAAAGAGAAGGAGAGAGUUAUCCACACAUAUGGUCCUGACAACUUUGACUCGCUACCAGGGUCUGAAGAUGCAUGCCUCGAGUUAAUGGAGACUGUAAAAGAACACAUGCUUCUAAGAUACCCACUCCUUUUCACUACGCCAGAUAACGGUGUUCAUGUUAAAAACGAACUUACUGGUGAAGUUCUUGACUUCUCAGAACCUUUGAAGGAAAACCCAUUGGUCUACAUUUCGAAAAUGGCAAAGGAGGACUUUUAUGUUGUUAGAAAAGGUGAAGAUGGUGCACAUAGACUGGUGGCUGCUGCAGUUCCUUUUCCAGGUGGUUCUUUCGGUAUAAAGUAUAAGUUGGGAAAAACUUUAGAUGUGAUCCACACUGAAGUCCCAUACUACGAAGAAAAGUUGAAACCUUCAAUGGAAAAAUGGUUUUCCAGAAUGAAGCCUGCUGAUUUAGUAGAGAGAGCUUCCUGGUACAUUUCAUGGGAUCACAAACUCUUAUUGAACAAUGUCUAUGCAUUGAAAGAAGGCGACAAAGUUCAGAGUGACAUUUUACCUUCGCAAUUUAAUGUUAGAGUUGAACGUCAAACAUUAAGAAGAUUGCCUAAAAGCAAAGCUAUCAUUUUCACUAACCAUCCUGUUUUCUACUCUAUUGAUGAAAUGAAAGAUGAACCUUUAGUUCCUUCUUUGAUUAGAAAGAUCAUAUAUGAAGCACCAGAGAGCAUUUGCAAAUACAAAAACUUUCAAUCAUUUAGAGACCAUCUUCUACCAUAUCUCAACAACCUGGUUGAUGAGCAAAUAAAGAAAGGUUUGAUCACAGAAGACACGCCAGUGAAGACUAUGCCUACAUAUCCAUUUGCUUCUUUCUUGAAAGAUUCGGACGACACGAAGGGAUGGUCCAAUCCUAAGUAUCCUGUAAAUUACUCCAAGGAAUUCCACAAAGAAAUUGAAACGGCUCCUGUACUUGAGCGUGACACAUUUGCCAGAUCUGCAAAAGUUGGAAACCUCAUUUUUAGUUCUACUUAA
This is a messenger RNA of Pichia membranifaciens NRRL Y-2026, 1326 nucleotides long. RefSeq lists its product as hypothetical. The record is from RefSeq and is a predicted model, not a curated record. NCBI's taxonomy places the organism in Eukaryota, Fungi, Ascomycota, Pichiomycetes, Pichiales, Pichiaceae. The transcript has a single exon. The coding region runs from base 1 to 1326 and encodes 441 amino acids.